Molecule: messenger RNA, 5675 nt
Organism: Pogona vitticeps (central bearded dragon)
Lineage: Eukaryota; Metazoa; Chordata; Lepidosauria; Squamata; Agamidae
Source: RefSeq, a predicted model, not a curated record
AUGCCACCCUACUCUUGUAUUUGUGCAAUCCUGAAUGACACAGCCUUUCCUAAUCCUUACCUUGGAGAAAUUUUUUUAAAUCACUUUUUCUUGACACCUUGCUUGUCUUCGAUUACACAGGCCCGGAGCACGGACAGCAUUGAUGCAACAGGCGAGGGUCAAGUGCGUGCGUUGGGAAAUGCAGCAAGCAACAUCAAGGGGAAGCCAGCCAAGAGGCUUUCUAUCACACGGGGUCACUUCCCCAAGCUGACCGAGUGUGCCCAUUUCCACUACGAGGCGGUAGAUUUUGGACACAUUCAGCUGCAGCUGGCACCUGAGCAGAACGAGAACCCCAACAACUUGGAGGAGGGAGACCUGCUGUUUGCAAUUCAAGUCACUUGUCAGGGAAAGAACUGGCAGGUGCACCGUAACUAUGAGGAGUUCCGGACUUUGGACGCUCAUCUACAUUGCUGCAUUUUUGACAGGCGUUUCUCUCAGCUUCCUGAACUGCCACCCUUCAGCCACAUGCGGGCUCACCCGGAGCUGCUGGUACCCAUGCUCUCACAGUACCUGGAGAAACUUUCAGCUAUUGUGGACAGCAACAUCAACUGUGGGCCAGUUCUCACCUGGAUGGAGAUUGAUAACCAUGGCAACCGCCUCUUGGUGAAUGAAGAGGCUUCUAUCAAUGUCCCUGCCAUUGCAGCGGCUCAUGUCGUUAAACGCUAUACAGCACAAGCAUCUGAUGAGCUCUCCUUUGAAGUUGGAGAUAUCAUCUCUGUGAUAGAUAUGCCCCCCAAGGAGGACAGGAGCUGGUGGCGUGGGAAGCAUGGAUUCCAGGUGGGCUUCUUCCCCAGUGAAUGCGUGGAGCUGUUCUCCGAACGCCCCAGCCCAGGACUCAAAGCAGAUGCUGAAGGAAUCAGCUGUGGUAUCCCCCAACCCCCUGGCCUUCUCUCCCCAACAUCAGUCUCCAAGAAACACGGCAAGCUUAUUGGCUUCCUUCGCACCUUCAUGAAGUCCAGGCCCAGCAAGCAGCGCCUGAAGCAGCGCGGGAUUCUUCGGGAAAGAGUCUUCGGCUGUGAUUUGGGGGAACACCUCAAGAAUUCAGGAAGUGAUGUUCCACAGGUACUACGCACCUGUUCUGAUUUCAUCGAGAAGCACGGCAUUGUAGACGGGAUCUACCGUCUCUCUGGGGUCUCCUCAAACAUCCAGCGACUGCGGCAUGAGUUUGACAGCGAAAGGGUUCCGGAGCUCUCCAAAGACGUCUAUUUACAAGACAUCCACUCGGUCAGUUCUCUCUGCAAGCUCUACUUCCGCGAGUUGCCGAACCCACUGCUCACCUAUCAGCUCUACAACAAGUUUGCUGAAGCUGUAUCCGUUUCCGGGAAUGAGGAACGCUUGGUGCGAGUCCACGAUGUCAUCCAGCAACUGCCUCCACCACAUUAUAGGACUCUGGAAUUCCUCCUGCGGCACCUGGCACGCAUGGCUAUGCACAGCCAAAACACCAGCAUGCAUAUCCGCAACUUAGCCAUCGUUUGGGCACCCAACCUGCUGCGGUCAGUGGCUCUGGAAUCGGUUGCCCAGUGUGGAGCUGAUGCAUUUCAGGAGGUCAGGGUUCAGUCGCUCGUGGUCGAAUUCCUUCUCAACAAUGUUCAGAUUCUCUUCAGUGACACGUUCACCUCGGUUGGCAAGGAUGGUGCAGGGCGCUGCUUCCUUCCCCGACCCAAAUCCCAGCUGGUCAGCUGCCCAUCUACUCGGUUGUUGUCCCUGGAAGAAGCACAGGCUCGUACUCAAGCCCUGUGCAAGAUCAGCAGGUCAGAGUCCAAGCAGGAAUCUGUCAAUCCGCAGGGACAAGGAAAAUUCUCUGCCAUAUUAGGUUCACCAGAUACCAGGCAAAAGGCAGAAAGUAAUGGGAGGUUGCGGAAAACAUCAGGGCCUGGAUGGAAAGCCUUCUUUGCUCUUGGCAAAGCACCGGUCACAUUCCGUAAGAAGUCGCAUCGCCUUGGAGAGCUUUUUGGACUUGGAGAAUCCCUGCCAGGGGGUCAGGUGGAGUCAGUCACCCUCCGAUCGGCCAAGAGCGAGGAAUCCCUGACAUCACAGGCCAGUAUGGCAGGUUUGCCCAAGCUGCCCUGCCUACGACGCCCCCACUCCAGCAGCGAUGCCUUCCCCACCCUCAAGCCGUGCCGCUCCUGUUCUUCCCUGGCGUCCUCCGUGUCCGGCCGAGGCGAGAGCUUGGCCGUCGGGACGGUCGACAUGGUUGCCCGGCGCCGCUCCUCCUGGCUGGAGGGGGACUCGGAGCUCGACUCCGAACUGGAACUGAGCCCGCCGGGCCUCCGCGGCUUGGACUUUGACCCACUGACCUUCCAGUGCAGCCCUCCCGCCCGGCGGUCCUCGCUGUCGGACGACUCCAGCUCGCCAAGCCCAGCGGGGGCCCUCUCGCCUUGCUCAGCCCCAACGAUCAGCAAGGACACGCCAGAGCCACUGCCCGUCUCCCUGCCGGACAAGGUGCUGGAAAUGUUCACCAUUGGUGAGGAGCGGGGGCUGAAUGUGUGCGGCUCCCCUCCGCACAUGAUCUCCAUGCUGCUGUGCGCGGCGGGUGGGCAACUCAGCGACAGCUGUGAACGCGAAGUCCGCUGCAAGAUCACGCAAGCCAAAGGCUCCACAUCUCCGCACAGUCCAAAGUCUGAAGCAUCUCCCGCAUCUCCUGGCGCGCUGUCCGUGCUGCGACAUAUUCCUCCUCCUCCUCCUCCGAAGAACCCUGCUCGGUUGAUGGCCCUGGCCUUGGCAGAGAGCGCUCACCAAGUGGCCCUGCAGCAGAAGCGACAGGCCGCUCUCCGACAACGGGAACCUCGGACGCACUUCCGACGCUCCCUGUCUCUAGAGUGCAAGGCGGGAGAGCUGACGAGCGAGGCCCGGGCGCUCUACUCCAUGGUGCGGCCCAACCCCAAGCCCCUUGGUCCUUCCACCCUGCAGGGGCAGGCCAGGGGCCGGACUGUGGGCAGCCAGGGCCACGACCACCCAGGAGCAAGCCAGGUCUCAGUCAACCAGACAUCCCCCUUGGGAAGCUCCGACUCCUUUUCUCCCUGCCGGAGGGUCCUUACUGACAUAACACAGAGAGACUCAAAGCUGCAUUCCUUCUCAGACUCCUACCAUCCCUCCUCUCAGUCCCCUGCUUCGCGGGCUGCCUACACUUUUCACCGCCAGCCGCCUUCUGCGUCUGCCCCCUAUCCUGCCACUCGCCAGCCCCACGACUCCUACCUGUUGUCCAGCCAGUCCCCUGCCCCACCCAAGCCCCCACCGCCUCUGCACUUCCCACUUGCCCCUGGCCACUGGUCCCUCAAAAGCAGGCCUCCCCCUUUCCAGGCGUAUGUCCCAGACCAUCUCCGACACCGUGGGCGCUUCCCGGUUUCCUCUCAGGCGGGAAUCAAUGGGACACCCCCUCCCCAGAUGGAGCAUGAGAAUCUCUACUAUGAGAUUGUGGGGGAGCCUCCGGCUUACCCCGGCUUGGUGCGGCCCUGGCCGUCCUGCCCACCCCCUGAAUACUUAGCCACCUUCAACGCCUCCUAUGGUGUAUUUGAGAGGCCGUGGCGCCAGCCCUACCCGCCUCCUGCCCCUUCUUCCCUCCAGCCCAUCUUAAAGAAUGCCCGGAUGCCUCCUCAGCCCGCUCCUCCUGCAGUGACCCGGCAGGAGCCCAUUUACGUUAACAUCCCCUUCCCCGAGCCUCCCUCUGUCACCCCCACUCCCUCUCCUCCCCCUGAAAGCGCUCACCCCCGCAGCCAUUCUGACCCAGGGGCUCCCCAGACCCUCUCCAACCACAGCAGACCCCCGUUGCCUCAGAAGCAGAGGCUUGGCUGGGGCUGUCCUCCCCCUGGACAGUACCACCCGCUCAUGGAUGUUUUGCCGUGCAGCCGCACGGUCCUGCAGUUCUACCGCCCGCCCUCAGCCUGUUGGGGCCGUGCCCCCUACGGCCCAGAGCCGAUCAUCACCUACGACGGACCCCCUGCCCGCCCGGGGAGCCAGGCGUCUGCACCCCCAGCCUCUCUGCGGAAGCUGGACGAGUCUCCCCCGCAGUACGGCAACGUGGAAAGGAGGGAAGGCUCUCCCUCCUCCGGGUGCUACCUGGGCCCGAGUUGGACCGUGUACACAGAGGGGCAGACGCACAGCUACUGUUGAGAGACAGCUGCCCUGCGGGCAUGCGGCUUCAGUGCCCGGGGCUGGGCUCCGGGUUUCUGCCCUCUUCUCAUUCCCUCCAGUGUGGAUGGAAUUUAUAUCGUGGUCCUGUUUGCGGUGGAAGACGUGGCCGGCGUUGGAGGGAAGGCGGUGUCGCCACAGGUUGCCGUGACGUCACGCUCAGGCCCCUCAUUGGCUGCUGUGCCUGCCUGUUUUGAGGACUGAACUCUAUGGUUAUUUCAAGAGCACACAAAUCCCUGAAGGCAACCCGGCCCUUGCGUGAUGCCCCACACCAGGAGACCGGUGUGGCAUCAAGCGGAGCCGUGGGAUUGCAUCAUGUCAGCCUCCUUGAUGGCUGGAAUGGCUCUCCCAGUUGUAUCACCUGCCUAACCCUGUUUAUGUUAUGCUCUGUGUUGUCUCCUUCUUCUUUCCGUCCCCAUUGAGUCCUAAUGUGCUCAGCACAGAGCUUUGGUUCUCCUCGGUGAGGAGGGCGCAAAGACCUGCCGAAUCCACCACCACCACCCAUUUCAUCCACCUGGUCGGCUUUGCCCACAUCGUGCCUGCCAUGGCCUGCACAUGAGGUCCUCUGUGGAAGCAGGAGGCCGUGCUCGUGGAGGUGCAGUGUGCCAGAUGGACACUGUGGGGCGCUGCUGGCCUUGUGUUACGGUCAUAUAUCACUCCAUUGUGUGCGAUGGAAUGCAUUUCAGUAGAGGGUGGGUAUCAAGUGUGUGUGUGUGUGUGUGUUGGGGAGGGCAGGCAGUGAUCACUCCCUUUAUAAAAUGUUUCUUUCAAGUAUGUGCAGUUCUAACUUUUUAACCACAACUUUAACCCAAUUAAACCAUUAACAUUUCGCUCUGUCGCCUUCUCCUGCUUUCUCAGAGAUUAAGCUAAUUAUUCCAGGGAGAGAGCAGCACGGAAGGACCCCAGUUUUUACCUAUGUGCCGGGGAGGGGGGGAAUAAGGGAUGCUUACAAUGAGAGCCGUGCGCCUAGACAUGCGCACACAGAACCUCCUUUCUCACAUCACAGUGCCACAGUGGCCAGAGGAUUCAGAGGGGUGGGGUGGGGUAGUGGGGUUGAUAAUGCAUUUGUGUGUUUCUUUAGAAUUGGAGGGGUCUUUGUAUUCCUGUGCGUGUGUGUGGGAGUACUGGGGGUAGGUGGGGGGGGCAAGAUGCAUGUGUGCCUGGCAUGGGAUGCUUACUUACAUGCGUGUGUCUGGGAACCGGCUUUGUGUGGACUUGGAAGGACUAAGAGCUGGGUAUCCUUGUCUCUUUGGUAUGUGUGUGUUCGUGUCUGGAAUUGGUGUGUGUGUGUGUGCAUAUGUGUGUAUGUGGAGAUGUCUGUAUAUAUUUCACAGACAGUAUUUUAGGUAUGUGGGGUUGGGGGAAGGAGGGAGGGGAUUCAAUGCCUUAUUCCCCUUGAGCAGCCUGUCCCUGCUCAGUUGCCACCACUGGACUCUAGAGCAGUGGUUCUCCAUCUUGGCUCCUGAGAUGUUCUCAGACUACAACUCCCAGAAAUCCUGGCCCUUACA